CCUGGCAACCGCAGUAAACGGAGACUGGAGGCGGAUUCUGAGACUCCGAACAGGCUGCCGCAGGCGGUACCUGAGGGACAUGAAGGAACCAGAUGAUCAGGAUACUGGUGAGGGGAGAUCAGAAAGAUCAAAGAGUGAUGGGAAGCAGUCUUCUAAACCUGCUGCAAAAGAAGAUGCCACAGAAGAAGCAUUGACUGAAGGCGAAGAAUCAUAUUUAGAGGAAAAAGACUCAGAUGAGGAAGAUUUAGAAGGAAGUUCAAGUUCAAUUCAAGAUGAUUAUUUGGAAACCAUUAGACCAUCUCAGGAAGCUCCUGCCCCAGCUUUGGAAGAGGCAGAGGAGGCUGUUAAGAAGAAAAUAUCAGAGAGUUUCUUCUAUGAUUAUUCAGAACUUGCUUCGAUGCCUUUUGUGACUCCAGAUUCGAACAUACCCCUGGAUCUUCUCACGCUCGUACAUUCUUUCGGUUAUGACUGUAGAAAGCGAGCCAACCUGCAGCUUCUGGACAGCAAUACCGUGAUGUACAUCGCUGGGAACCAGCUGAUCCUUCUGAAUUUUAAAACCAAGGAACAGACCUACCUGCGAAGUAGCAGUGGUGAAGGAAUUGGUGUCAUUGGGGUUCAUCCAUAUAAAACUCACUUCACAGUAGCUGAAAAAGGAAGUUACCCAAAGAUUAUCAUCUAUGAAUAUCCUUCUCUGAAGCCUUACAGAAUACUUCGGGAUGGGACUGAGAAGGGCUAUGCUUACGUGGACUUUAACUACAGGGGCACCUUGCUGGCCUCGGUGGGUAGCAACCCUGAUUACACACUGACCAUCUGGAACUGGAAAGAAGAGCAACCCAUACUGAGGACAAAAGCUUUUGCUCAAGAAGUUUUUAAAGUCACUUUCAACCCUGAAGAUGAAGAGCAGCUUACUACAUCAGGGUCAGGCCAUAUCAAGUUCUGGGAAAUGGCCUAUACAUUCACUGGUCUCAAACUUCAGGGAUUGCUGGGUCGAUUUGGCAAAACAGCCACGACUGACAUAGAAGGCUACAUGGAGCUCCCAGAUGGGAAGGUACUGUCAGGGUCAGAAUGGGGCAACAUGCUGCUUUGGGACGGCGGUCUCAUCAAGGUGGAACUGUGUCGAGCUGCACAGAAGUCCUGUCACCAGGGUCCUAUUAACCAGAUAAUGCUGGACGAGGGUGAAGUGAUCACUGUUGGCUCAGAUGGCUGUAUCAGGAUAUGGGAUUUUGAGACAAUAGACACUGCUGAUUCUGUCGAUGAAACUGGAUUGUUAGAGAUUGAGCCUAUUAAUGAACUUCAAGUAGACAAGAGUGUCAACCUCUUCUCUAUGAUAAAAAUGAAUGAAACUGGAAAUAAUUUUUGGCUGGCUCAGGAUGCCAAUGGAGCCAUAUGGAAGCUUGAUCUCAGUUUUUCAAAUAUUACCCAGGAUCCAGAAUGCCUCUUCUCCUUCCAUUCUGGAGCUAUUGAAGCGUUGGCCCUUUCUCCUCUCACUUAUCUCAUGGCCACGACUGCCCUGGAUUGCUCGGUUCGAAUCUAUGACUUUGCUAGCAAAACUCCUUUGGUUCAUAUGAAAUUCAAGCAAGGAGGUACUACCCUUGCUUGGGUACCCCGAAUGGUAAGCUACACUGGAGCACAAAUUAUUGUGGGAUUUGAAGAUGGAGUUGUUCGAAUCCUUGAACUUUAUGAUCCAAAAGGUCUCACAAUUUUUGCAGGACGGAAGAAAGUUUUGGAUGCAGAUAUUCACUUGAAAUAUGUUUUUAAACCCCAUACUGAUCAUGUCACUGCUUUAGCUUAUGAACGUGAUGGAGAAAUUCUAGCUACAGGAAGUAAAGAUCAUACUGUCUUCUUCUUUGAAGUGGAAAAGGAUUAUAAGCCAAUUGGUUAUAUUAACACUCCGGGACCUGUUAUCCAGUUAAUGUGGUCUACAAUCUCUCAUCCUGAGAGUACUUUACUGAUUAUCUGUGAGAAUGGUUAUGUUCUUGAAGCUCCAUGUCCAACCAUAAAGGAAGAAGAGGAUGAUCAUGAUGUUGUCUCCUAUGAAAUCAAAGACAUGUGCUUGAAGUGUUUCCAUUACUCAAGUGUCAAAUCUAAGAUUCUGAGGUUAAUAGAAAUUGAGAAAAGAAAGAAGAAAAAGGAAUUGAAGGAAAAGGAAAGGGAAGCACGGAGGAAGCUAAAAGAAGAAAUGGGAGAAGAUGGAGGGAAAGAACUCCUGGACGAGGGGGAGGAGGAGGAGGAAGAGGAGCCAUUACCUGAACUCUUCAUGCCGCCAACCCCGUCUCCCAUCCUGUGUGGAUUUUACUCUGGGCCAGAGAAAUUCUGGCUUUCUUUUGGUGGCUAUGAUUCUGGAUUUCUGUAUCACUGUGCAUUCCCCUCAUAUGAUAAAGAGAGUGAUUUCAAAGGACAGAAAGAUGAACCUUUUGAUUUCUGUUUUCUUGAGGAUACAGAAGAUAACCCCAUCCAAGCUAUCACUUUCAGCAUUAACCAAACUAUGAUGUUUUGUGGAAUGAGAAAUGGAGCAAUUCGAGUCUAUACCUUAAGUGAGAAUGAUACUUCAUUAACCAAUUUGGUGGAAUACUGGCACUUCAGUAUGCAUGACAAUAAUUAUGGAUGCAUUAAAAGCAUUUCUACUAGUUUUGAUGACCGUUUCUUGGUGACUGCUGGAGCAGAUAGUAAUAUCUUUGUUUUUAACAUUUUUUCUGAAUUUGUAUUAAAGAAAGAACUCAAAGCCAAAGUGCCAUCUCCCAGGUAUGGAAUUGAAUCAGAGCCAAUUCCAGAAGAUAUUGAAGAUCCCAAAGUAUACAGUAUUGAGAAUGCCAGGAGAAAAAGAAAGCAUGACAAGUUAAUGAAAGAAGUGGAAGAAAUAAAAGCUGGGAAGAGAGAGCGAAUCAAAGCUUUGAGGAAUGAGUUUUUGAAACUAUUAGCGAUGAAUAAAGAAUUACCAAAGCAUAUGCAGUUUAAACGGACAGAUUUUGAUCUUGAUUCCAAAAUCCGUGCUGAUAUUGACAGAAAAACGGCUCACAAAAUCCAACAAGUGGAAAAAGAACUAGCCUGGGAAAAAGAGAAACAUGAACUUUGCCUAAUGAAGCUACAGAAUAGAUUUCAUGAUGCAUUGGAAGGUGAUGUUGUUGUCGUUCAUGCCAUCCAAAGUGACCACAAGAUAUCUUCCUACAGGCUGGUGAAGCCUUCCAAGUACUCCAAAUUGAAGCGACCAAGUCAGGCAGAGAGAAGACAAAGCAAAUUUGAGAGGUUUGAAAAAGAGGGACUUGGAAAAAAGGAUAGCCGGAGAGAUACAGAUGAAAGUGUUAGCAUAAUAGAAGAAGCAAUAAUGGAAAAAGAGAAGAAAUUUCGGCCUAGAACUCUAAGUGAAAUUAUGAUAGAAAAUCAAAUAGAGAAAACAAGGAAACUUAUAUUAAAAGCUGAGAGGGCCCAACAUAAGAUACAGCAACGAAAAAAAGAAUGGGAGGAACUAUACAAGAGUAAGCCUGAUGAUGACUAUGAGGAUCCCAAGGACGUCCAAGCCAUCAAAGAAGCCCAAGUGUAUAUGGGAGAUUUCAAUCUGAAGACAGCCCCCGACUAUAAGAUACCCGAGCAUAUGAGAAUAAAUGCUGCCAAGAAGGAGGAGGAACUGGGACACCUGGACUCGCUGGCCCACAGCAAGAAAAUGCACAUGAACAAGUGCAUCCUCUCCAUUCGAGACCUUAAAGUGGCAGUUAUAGACGAAAUACAGUGCCUGGUGCAGGAAUUGAAGAACAUUCAGUUAUCUCUUGACAUAUCCAAGCACAUCCCCAUUCCCCAGGUGCCUCAGAUCUACCCAGAAGAAGUUCCAGAAAGGAGAUUUCACUAUGAUGAGGAAACUCUCCUAAGGUUUAAGCGGCAGCGUAUGAAAAGUCGGGAUGAAAAUUCAUCCCAAGUGGAACAGAUAGAGUCUGGAAGCUCAGGUGGAGGAUUCCUCAAACCCUCCUCUGGAAAGAAUGGGGAUUUGACAUCACGAGAUUCUAUAGCCAGAUCAUCAAGAGCAUCCGCAUACUCUCUGGAUAUUCCAAAGUUAACAGAAUUUGAAAAAGCAGAGCCAACUGAUGUGGAGCUGGAGAUUAUGAAGAGGGAUGAGAUUAAACACCUGUACAUGCAACAGUAUUUGUCCAACAGGAUCAAAGAGCUGAUUAUCACUUUUGAUGCAGAACUCCGUCUCCUGAGACACCACAAGCUGAAACUGGACACCCAGAUGAAAUUAUCUGACCUGCACCAUCUCACGUUAUUUCAAGAGAUGCUUCUCCUCAAGAAUUUUGAAAAGCAGGAGAACAUACUUCAAGAGCGUGUGAAUUCACUGGACAAAGAGGAGCAGGACAUGCAAUGGAAAAUAAGUGAAACUCUUAAGGAGAUGGAAGAGAAAAAGAUUGAAAUCACCAAGCUCCAGGAACAAGAAAAGGCACUUUAUGCUGGUUUCCAAGCAGCCGUUGGAGAAAACAAUAAAUUUGCUAACUUCCUCAUGAAAGUCCUAAAGAAGAAGAUUAAGAGGGUAAAGAAAAAGGAGGUUGAAGGAGAUGCCGAUGAAGAUGAGGAAAGUGAGGAAUCAAGUGAGGAAGAAUCCAGCUUGGAGAGUGAUGAAGAUGAGUCUGGAUCGGAAGAUGAGGUGUUUGAUGAUUCCAUCUGCCCAACGAGUUGUGACCCAGCUCUUUUUGAACUGGCCCUUCAGCUCCGUGAGAAAAGGCUGGACAUUGAGGAGGCCUUAGUUGAAGAAAAGAAAAUUGUUGAUAACCUCAAAAAAGAAUAUGAUACCUUGUCUAAAAAAGUGAAAGUUGUGGCCACGAAUCUGAACGCGGCAGAGGAGGCCCUGGAGGCCUAUCAGCGAGAGAAGCAGCAGCGCCUGAACGAACUGCUGGUGGUCGUGCCGCUCAAGCUCCACCAGAUAGAGUAUAUGGUGUUUGGAGAAAUCCCUAGUGAUCUUUCUGGUACUUUGGUCUUCUCUAACCACUCCUUGGGACGGCUGCAGGAAAGAAUUGUUCAGCUCCAAGAAGAAAAUUCCAAGCAGCAAAAGCUUAACAAAGAAUGCCGAGAGAGGCGUAAACAGCUCAUCCGGGAAAAGAGAGAGAUGGCCAAAACUAUACAUAAAAUGGAAGAAACAGUCCGUCAACUGAUGGUCAGCAAGUUUGGCCGUGUGAUAGACCUGGAAGCCCUUCAGACGCUUUCUGUUAACACAACUCUUGAGGAACUAAAGAUCAGAAAACUUCGAAAGGAGCUAUCGAAUGCGAAGGAAAUGAAGAUGUGGGAGGAAAAGAUUGCUCAAAUGCGAUGGGAACUAAUGAUGAAGACAAAAGAACACACCAAAAAGCUUCAUCAGAUGAAUGAUCUAUGUAUUGAAAAGAAGAAACUAGAUUCUCGAUUGAAUACACUACAGAACCAGCAGGGCAAUGCCUUCCAGAGGCCCCGGAAAGCAGAUAUUGUGGCAAAAGAGAGGAUCACAGAACUGAUCCGAACCCAGUCGGAAAGGAUUUUGGCCCUAAAGCAAGAGAUUGCUCUACUGCGCAAGAAGGGGGGCCUUAUCCUGCCACCCAUUCAGUCUGUACAAGAGACCGACGUGAAGCCCACGGAGCUAUGA
This is a messenger RNA of Lepus europaeus (European hare), 5593 nucleotides long. RefSeq names its product cilia and flagella associated protein 44 (gene CFAP44). The transcript has 35 exons. Gene Ontology annotation, molecular function: protein binding. The coding region runs from base 80 to 5593 and encodes 1837 amino acids. The record is from RefSeq and is a predicted model, not a curated record. Lineage: Eukaryota; Metazoa; Chordata; Mammalia; Lagomorpha; Leporidae.